GUGCGUGUCUCAUUGACGUGUAUUAUUAUAACUGAAUUCUACUAAUCGCUACAAAGGAGUCUCUUAUCAAAUAAGAUUAUCUACUUAAAAACCUCUGGCAUUGAUAUCUUUCUUUCAGUGUCGUGAGAUCCUUGGUAAUUGCGGAGUGCCAGCUAUCGCUCUAAUAACGUAUUUAAUUAACAAUAAUGUUUUAUUGACAUUGCUACCUGUUUGCCGCUAAUUCCUUGUUUUAGAGCAAGUCGAUCUGAAUUCCAUUAGUUUGGAACGGUCGCACAGAUAAGGGACAUCAUGACACGCGCCAACUUUUAUAUCGUCCUCCUGACGGUUUUCCUGGCUACCUGCAACUCCAUGGUCGCCGGAUUUGAGAAUGAAACGAAUUUUAACACACUCCAUCCUAUUAGUCGGAAUGGUAAAAUAGUGUUAAUGAGCGAGGAGUUGAUAAAGAAGAUACAAAAUGAACAGUCUACCUGGCAUUGGACUCCAUGGCUAAGAACUCGGGUGGAAGUCAAUGAGGAUGGCAUAGCGCAGCAGACGUGCCCUGGUGGAGACUCCAUUGAGAGUUUCCCUGACUCACUAUUUGAUGAUGAACAGUUGAGGCAAGGUGCUUUCUUACUUUAUGUGAUGUUUGGUAUCUACUCAUUUACACUUCUGGCUAUCGUGUGUAACGAUUACUUUAUUCCUUGCGUCGAACUGAUUUGUGAAGACUUAAAGAUUCCUCAGAAUGUAGCCGCAGCUACGUUCAUGGCUGUCGCCACAUCUUGUCCAGAAUUCUUCGUUAACGUGAUAUCGACGUUUUUGACCGAGUCCAGUAUGGGUAUUGGUACCAUUGUCGGUUCAGCUAUUUUCAACGCCCUCGGAGUGGCAGCUGUAGGAGGUCUCGCCACGGUCGUGCCUAUCAAAAUCGAGGCUCGUCCUGUCACAAGGGAUGUAAUUAUCUAUAUGAUUAACGUUAGUGUACUAGUGGCCUUUGUAUGGGAUGGACAGAUCGACUGGUACGAGGCUGUGGUACUUGCCGUCCUAUAUGUCCUCUACUUUAUUAUCAUGUUCAACAGUGUGAGGAUGUUCGCUUUGUACGACAGAUUAGUUGCUAAAUGGUGCAAUAAGAACAAUACACUGGAUAUUGUAGAAAUGCCGACCGCUGAAAACGGAAAGUCUGUUGAAGAAGGCGUGGAUAACAAAGGAUUUAACGAUACAACUCUUUCAAAUCCUGAGAAAGUGUCAGUUGUUGAUAAUGUUGAAACUGAGGUCGUUAAACCCAAGAAGAGUGUCUUCAGGUGGCCCAAAGAAAACUCGAACUUGUAUAAGUUUUGGUGGCUCUACACUUGGCCCUUGAAACUUGUACUGGGUAUGACCAUCCCAUCGCCCAUAACUUACAGAAGAUGGUACCCACUUGCUUUCUUCAUGUGCAUCGUCUGGAUUGGUGCUAACUCAUACUGUGUGUCUUGGAGCAUGACCGUGAUUGGUCAUACUUUCUACAUUCCCGAAUCAGUGAUGGGUAUGACUUUCUUGGCAUUUGGUGGAUGUCUUCCUGAAGCUUGUUCCGUGUUCAUCAUGUCCAGACGAGGUGAAGGAGGUAUUGGUGUCUCGAAUGCUCUGGGAGCUAACUCCUUGGCUAUCUUGUUCGCGUUGGGUUUGCCGUGGCUUAUUAAGACAUUGAGCCUGGUCGCAGAGAACGCUGACCAACAGGCCGUGCUCAUCAACUCAGCUGGUAUUGACUUCGUAGUGGGCUCUUUGCUUGUAGCCGUCGCCUGUUUAUGGAUCACCCUUUACAUUGGCAAAUUCACGCUCAGAAAAAGCCUCGGUGCUAUUCUCUUAGUUCUCUACGUCAUCUUCAUUACUUUCGCUAUUCUAGUAGAGAUGGGAAUUAUUAUAGGCGUUGAAAUGUGUUGAGUAAUUUGUUCGCAAUUUCAUUGGAUUAAGAUAACGGAGUUAAUAAUUAUUAGAGGUUAUUAAUUCUCUUUGGCUUUGUAUAUGCUCAGAUGGAUCACUGUUGUUAAGGAUACCCAUGAAUGCAGAAGUUCUAAGUCAUUACAAUGAGUAGCUGUUUUGUUAACAUAUGUAAAAAAUAUGUCGUCUGAACUGUCAUAUGUAAUGAUUUGAAUACAUAAUGGGUUGAGAAAUGACUAUUGGGUAAUUUUAAUGAAUUUCUGUAGGUUAGGUGAUCCUUUGAGCUAGAUCGAGGCCUUAGUUUAAUACAUAACUCGUUAUUGGAAUGACUAAGAGAGUGUACUCAGACUUUUGAUUCGAUUAAGUAAAAUUAAAACUCAAGCGUGGUGGCAUUAUAAUGACUUGCGUUGUGAUAUUAGUUACAUGAUAUAGAUGUUCUUUUUUUUAAAUGGCGCUCUG
Molecule: messenger RNA, 2346 nt
Organism: Spodoptera exigua (beet armyworm)
Lineage: Eukaryota; Metazoa; Arthropoda; Insecta; Lepidoptera; Noctuidae
Source: the annotation of a GenBank genome assembly